This is a messenger RNA of Emericellopsis atlantica, 423 nucleotides long. RefSeq lists its product as uncharacterized. The transcript has a single exon. The record is from RefSeq and is a predicted model, not a curated record. NCBI's taxonomy places the organism in Eukaryota, Fungi, Ascomycota, Sordariomycetes, Hypocreales, Bionectriaceae. The coding region runs from base 1 to 423 and encodes 140 amino acids.
AUGGCAAGUGGUGAAGCUCGGAGUCUCGCCCCGUUAGAGCUCAGAAUGCGUCGGUCUCGUCGUUUCUUCCCCGCGUGGGGAACCAUAAGAGACAGGGAUGGACAUUGGAAUGCUGGGGCCCCCCCAGCCGGAGAGAGAGGAAGAUACCGUGGAGGAGAAUUAUUGAGUGGUUGGUCGCCAACUUCUGCCGCCAUGAUGUCAGCCACCGGCAAAUGUUCACCCAUCCGUCCUCGGUUCCUGGCCCUAAGAGCCUGUCUGACCUAUAUCUUGGGCUCAUGGCCUGCCCAACGUGCCCAGUCUCUCAAAGACGAAGAGCCACUGGCAACUCUAACUUUCAACCCCGAAUUCACACCAUCUGGCGUGGAGCAACUCGUGGCCAUAAUAACUAGCUCUGCCGAUCAGUUCGUCUCCCAACACGGCUGA